AUGCGGGUGCCAAAUGCCAGCAGUAGGAGGAGCUUGCGGACAACAGAUGGCUUGCAAUCAGACAGCAAGCUGCCCACAGAAAAUGCCAUGUGCACAACAAGUGAACUGCAACCAGACAACAAGUUGCCCACAGAAAAUGCCAUGUGGACAGCAAAUGUCUUGCCCACAGCAAAUGUCUUGCCCACAGCAAAUGCCUUGCCAUCAGGCAACAAGUUGCGGGCAGAUGUAAGCCAAGCAUCAUGUGAUAGACUAGCAGAUAAGUCAGGUCAAAUUGGAUCACUAUAUGAUCCUUUUCAGUUGUAG
This is a messenger RNA of Nematocida ausubeli, 303 nucleotides long. RefSeq lists its product as uncharacterized. The transcript has a single exon. The record is from RefSeq and is a predicted model, not a curated record. The coding region runs from base 1 to 303 and encodes 100 amino acids. NCBI's taxonomy places the organism in Eukaryota, Fungi, Microsporidia.